CAGUGCGUCAUUGAGCUGUGUCCACGUGAAAUCCUAAACCCCAUAUACGCAUCAGGAGCAACCCUCUCCUUCGACGACAGACCACCUGUCAGCCGGAGCUAUCAGGAGUACGACACAAACCGAUCUGACUACCCUAUUACCCAACCGCUCUUAAAAAAGGAGGGUCUCAUCCAAUGCGCUGGAGAAGCCAAGUAUAAUGAUGAUAUCCCGACUAUAGCUGAAGAGGUGUUUGCUUCGUUUGUUAUGGCUACGAUUGCGCGGGGGGAAAUAGAGUCUGUUGACUACAGUGAUGUCCUCAAAAUUGAAGGCGUGAUUGCUGUCUUCACCUCCAAAGACAUACCAGGAAUAAAUACGAUCGGACGCGGAGACCAACCAAUUCUCCCUGAGGACGAAGAGCUCUUGGCAAGCCAUAAUAUAUUCUACUAUAACCAGCCUGUGGCUGUAGUUGUUGCUGAAACACAGGUCUUAGCAGACAAAGUGGCAUGUCUCGUAAAGGUGAACUACAAGAACAUAUCCACAAAACCGAUUAUCUUCACAAUACAAGACGCCAUCAACGCGCCUCCUCUCGAAAACAGACUAAAUUCAUACGAAGGCAUAGAGCCUAGAGAUAGAGGAGUUAACGUUCAAAGGGUGAUCAAAGGAGAGUUUUAUUCUCCGCGCCAGUACCACCACAUGAUGGAGCUUCAUACGACGGUCACCAGGCCGGUGGAUAAUGGUUACGAAGUGGAUUGUUCGUCGCAGUGGCUUGGAGUCACUCAGUCGGGGAUAGCGUUGGUGUUGAAUAUACCUUAUAAUGCUGUCAUCGUUCGUACGAGACGCUGCGGGGGUGGAUUUGGCUGCAAGAUCUCCAGGCACAUGUUCGCUGCCACGGCCACGGCCUUGGUGGCCUACAAGCUCAACAGGCCUUGCCGAAUGGCCAUGAGGAUGCCGGAUAUUAUGAGGAUUAUUGGGAAGAGACCGGAUACUAGACUUGAUUACGAGGUGGGCGUAGACGGAAACGGACAAAUCCAAUACAUGGAGGCGACCUUCUACAUCAAUGAUGGCAUGUGUUCCAACGAGAACGAGAACUCAUACGCCACCAAAUCCCUGAAGAACUGCUACAACCCAGACCGUUGGAGAGUUGAGUCGUUCGGCGCCAUUACAGAUGCGCCGACCAACUGUUUCAUGAGGGCUCCAGGAGAGUUUGAAGGCAUCUCAGCAAUUGAACAUGUCAUGGAACACAUAGCGGAUGAAUUAAAAAUAGAUCCUAUACGAGUUCGCUUCGCCAACUAUCGAAUCAAUGACAACCAACUUCCCGACUAUAUACCUAUGUUCUUAGAGAAAUCAGAUUACAAUAAGAGACUUGAGUAUAUCAAAGAAUUCAACGCCAAAAAUCGUUGGAAGAAACGAGGUUUAAGACUAAACAAUAUGGCGUUUGAAACGACAUAUUUUGGAAACUAUUCAGCGGUAGUAUCAGUUUAUCAUGGAGAUGGAAGCGUUGUUAUAAACGCAGGUGGAGUCGAGAUAGGACAAGGAAUUAAUACGAAACUAGCACAGGCGGCGGCUUUCGAGUUUAAAAUACCUGUCGAAAAGGUCGCAGUGAUAGCUUCAUACGAUUUUGCGACUCCUAAUUGCUAUUCUACAGCGUCUAGUAUAACGACUGAAUGUGUCGCUUUGUGCGUCAUCAGAUGUUGUGAGCAGAUCAACGCCAGGUUAGCCCCAGUAAGGGUUGCUAUGCCGAAGGCCACUUGGGAAGAAGUGGUGUUAGAAGCUGAUGUAAGAGGGAUACUGUUACAAGCCAAUGCAGAAACGAGUCCGAAUGAUCCGCGUUUGCAGAAUUACUCGAUUUUUGGUGUCGCUGCGGCUGAAGUGGAAGUAGACUUAUUGACGGGUACGAAAUAUAUUGUUCGCGGUGAUAUUUUUGAAGACGUUGGUGUCAGUAUUAAUCCUGCUUUAGACGUGGGUCAGGUAGAAGGAGCAUUCGUCCAAGGCCUGUCUCUGUGGCUGAUUGAAGACGCCAUCUACAACCGGCACAAUGGGGAGAUAUAUACUGAUCGUACGUGGAAUUAUCACAUCAUGGGUGCCACGGAUAUUCCGAAUGAUUACAGAGUUUAUUUUAGUAGAAACAGGCCUAAUCCAGUGGGAAUAUUGGGGUCUAAAGGUAAAUAA
Messenger RNA from Cydia fagiglandana, 2148 nucleotides. RefSeq names its product xanthine dehydrogenase-like. Gene Ontology annotation, molecular function: oxidoreductase activity; iron ion binding. The transcript is spliced from 7 exons. The record is from RefSeq and is a predicted model, not a curated record. NCBI's taxonomy places the organism in Eukaryota, Metazoa, Arthropoda, Insecta, Lepidoptera, Tortricidae. The coding region runs from base 244 to 2148 and encodes 634 amino acids.